AUGGCAGUCACUCACGACUCACCAACUGAUGGGCUUUACAGAUGCGAGCCAUGCCGAGAUCGCAAGGUCAAGUGUAACAGAGUGUUUCCUAGUUGUGGGCGUUGCAUCCGCCUGGGCUUCACGUGCUCGUAUCGUGACCGCAUCAGCCAACGCGCGACUCAGUCGGCCAUUAUAUCGCACCUCCAGGAGCGGGUCAGAAAACAGGAAGCUUUGCUUGCGUUGCAGUCAGCUGCGAACAAGCCACCUUCAGUCACCUUGAUGACGACGCAAGCGCCCUCUCCGUCCAUCACAUCGCCGUCUCCACAUUCCGGACCGUCACCCAGCGCAUGUGUGGAAAAGCAGCGGGCUGACAGCGGUGCCGGCUCAGCCAUGGCCGAGUACAACGCCGCCUGGUUCGCGGGGACCACGUUUGAUGAUUCACUGGGUUCGAUGCCGACAACCAUAGACUGGGAUAUGGAAAUCAUGUCUAUGCGCCCUGAUGGCGCCCACAUUACCGAGGACUGGUUAGCAUCCACAACAUCGGGCCAACCCCUCCUUUCAACCCCUCCAGCCAUCAUCGCUGCUAAAGAUAUGGACGAGCUCCACGCAAUCUUCUUCGCCCGCAUUCACCCCGUCAUGCCCAUCAUCAACGAGGGCCAGUUUCGCAAAGAUUUGCAAGAUUCGCCUCAUGCUGUGGCUGUGCAGAGCGUGAGCUGUACAGCCGCCCUCCUAGCGACCACGGUGCCAGAGGCGCAAGCGUCGCUCAAGCAGUCCUGUUAUGUUCUCGCAAGGUAUUAUGUUGACCAAUGUGAAGCUGAAGAGGGCUUCCACCCCAGUUGGUGCAUGCAUUUUCUUCGCGCUCUGUUAUUCCUCACCCGCUUUGAGAUCAACAACCGGAGCUGUGCGCGUGCGUGGCUCACUUUGGGACGUGCCAUCCGCCUUGCCAAAAUUAUGCGAUUGGACCAGAUAGAUUGCGCAAAUGAGCCGCUUUUCCCCAAUGUGAGCUUGCCCGAGAUAGUGUCCCCUGCGGCGCAGACUGCUGUCGAGCUCGAGGAGCGGCGGCGGUGUCUAUGGGCUCUGUAUAUUCUCGAAGGUCUUGCCUCGAUAUAUACAGGAACACCAGGAUUGCUUGAUGAAUCGAGGCUCCAGGUAUCGCUGCCAUCGCCAGGCGAGCUAGACAAGGAUUUCCAGUCAUCAUCUUUGCCACAUCUUGGCGAGGCGCAUACUAUCGCCAAGUCCGAGAUACUCUCACCUUUCUGCGGACUAGUCUUGGUUGUUUCGGUCUUGCGCAAAGUCAUCUACCACACCUCGCAGCCGUCAUUACCGUCAUCGACAUCCGGUUUCGGAUACUCGUGCAACUUACCCGGUUUCUGGGAUCGGCAUUUUUCUUUGCUCAGAAUUCUAAAGGUAGUUGAGGCUCUAAUUGAGCCUCUGUCUCUCUCACGAACCCUGAGAUCUUGUGCCGUUGCCUUCAAUCUCCAUCUAGUCUUUCACGCUGUGAAGGUCAAUCUAUACGAGGCCGCGAUUGAUGAGAGUGAGCGACAAGAGUUACCAUUUACUGAAAUAGACACGAACAUGGACCAGCUCACUUCUAAUGCGCUCAAAAUCGCUACUGCAUGUGAUAAUUUGUCUCUCAGCGGAGCAUUCGUUGGCUGGCCACUUUACACCGCUAUCAAGGCUCUUAGUCGUGGCGCAUCCCCCGACCAGUCAAAUCCAAGAGCAAGUGCUAUUCGCAUAUUGUACGACUCAUUAGACGACGUUGAGCCAUCGGAUGGAGCGUGGCAUAGGCUUCUGUCACAGUCGUGUCCCUCACCACGACCAUAG
Molecule: messenger RNA, 1803 nt
Organism: Exserohilum turcica Et28A
Lineage: Eukaryota; Fungi; Ascomycota; Dothideomycetes; Pleosporales; Pleosporaceae
Exons: 4
Coding region: 1-1803 (600 amino acids)
Biological process (GO): DNA-templated transcription; regulation of DNA-templated transcription
Cellular component (GO): nucleus
Molecular function (GO): DNA binding; DNA-binding transcription factor activity, RNA polymerase II-specific; zinc ion binding
Source: RefSeq, a predicted model, not a curated record